This is a messenger RNA of Dioscorea cayenensis subsp. rotundata (Guinea yam), 1356 nucleotides long. Its product is annotated as subtilisin-like protease SBT3. Gene Ontology annotation, molecular function: serine-type endopeptidase activity. The record is from RefSeq and is a predicted model, not a curated record. Bases 1 to 1356 code for a protein of 451 amino acids. Gene Ontology annotation, biological process: proteolysis. The transcript has a single exon. NCBI's taxonomy places the organism in Eukaryota, Viridiplantae, Streptophyta, Magnoliopsida, Dioscoreales, Dioscoreaceae.
AUGUCCUCUGUCAUCAACGGAGCUCCAUGGUUGACAUCAGUUGGAGCAGGGACGAUUGACAGAAAAUUUGUUGCUACUGUGUCCCUUGGCAAUGGCACUGAGACCAUCAGAGGGCUAUCGACCUAUCCAAAGAGGUUGUUUCUAUCCAAUAUACCACUCUACUAUGGUCUGGGGAACACUACUAGCAAGGAGUCCUGUGACAGCCUCCAUCCUAAUCCAAAGAAGGUAGCGGGAAAGAUAGUGUUCUGCACAGUGGUCUCUGAAUUUGACAUGUAUGAUCAGAUAAAUAAAUUAUCUCAACUAGCAGUCAAGGGAGCGAUCUUCGCUACAGAUCUUCGAGAGUUCCUUCUUCCCACAAGUUACUACAUACCGUUUGUUGCCGUUAGCUUGUCCAAGAGGAAGGUGAUCAAGAGCUACAUGGCGGAAGCAACUAAAAUGGCAGCAGUGAGCAUCUCAUUUGGAGAGACAAAGCUUGGCACGAAGCCUGCUCCCCAGGUAGCAUUCUUCUCCUCCCGGGGUCCAAGCCAAAUAAGCCCUACCAUCCUGAAGCCAGACAUAUUGGCUCCAGGGGUUAACGUCUUAGCUGCCUGGGUGCCGAACAGAGUUUUUGCUCAGGUUGGCAAUGAUAGCCUUUUCACAAACUAUGCAUUGGUCUCGGGAACGUCCAUGGCUUCACCGCAUGUAAUCGGCAUUGCAGCUAUGAUCAAAUCAGUGCACAGGGACUGGAGUUCAGCUGCCAUUCGCUCCGCCAUGAUGACCACUGCCGAUACAACUGAUAACACUGGGAACUGGAUUAUUGACAUGAGCAGUGACACAGCAGGAUCACCUCUGGCAUAUGGAGCAGGGCACAUAAACCCUAACAAGGCCAUGGAUCCAGGCCUUGUGUAUGAUAUCACUGUGCAAGACUACAUCGAUUUCUUGUGUGGGCUAAACUACACAAAUUCACAGAUUAGCACGAUCACCAGGCGGUCCAACUGCAGCUGCACCAAAGCCAACCUUGAUCUAAACUACCCUUCCUUCACAGUGAUCCUCAACAAUGCAAACAUGACAACUUUUAGAUUUAAAAGAGUCCUGACGAAUGUUGAGAGCACAACAACAAGAUAUCAGGCUGCAGUGAGGGCAUCAAAGGGGAUGAAGGUGCUUGUGAAGCAACAAACGCUCAAUUUCAAUGGUUUGAACAGCAAACAAGAGUUUUCGGUAAGGGUGGACAUAGACCUGAGCAAAUCUGCUAGAAAACAGAGUGAAUACUUGGGAAACUAUGGCUAUCUUAGUUGGUACGAGAUUGGAGGCAAACAUGUGGUCACUAGUCCCAUAGUUUCCACCUUUGCAGCUUCACAUAAGGACUACACAAUCUAG